AUGUCUGGAAACAUUAGCCAUAGAAUCAAUCAAAACGGCAAUAUUGGUCUGGUGCAAGGUGUAAACUAUGGUGAUAAUAUUCGAUAUGAAACUCAAGGAAGCAAGACCCUGAAACAUAUUGCACAGGAUGCACAUGAAAGGACUAAAACAGCGUGGGAACAUUCCGGAACAUGCAGCUGGCUAUUGCAGGAGACCGAUCUUCAAUCAUGGCUGAAAAUGGAUGAGGAAUAUUCCUUUCUUUGGCUUUAUGGCAUUCGAGGGUGCGGAAAAUCAACUUUGAUGUCUCGUUUAAUUGAGAGCACAUACCAGGAUCGAUUUCCGAUGAAAGGACAUGGAGCUAUACGUCUAUUGUACUUCUACAUCAGCGACGAAAAUAAUCCAGAAAGCUAUCGAAACAUGUUGAUGACAUUUUGGGACCAAGCGGUUCUAAAAACCGAAGAACGAUCGACCCAUACUUUCGUAAAUAAUCGUGAUACACAGUUUCUUGAGAGCAAGCUGCAUGAACUGCUUGUUUCCUUGAAACGCGAUAUAUACAUCUUCAUUGAUGCCGUGGAUCAACUUUAUUCACGUUCUCGCUAUCAAAUGAUCAUGGGACUCAACGAGAUGGUUCAAAAGUUCAAGGGGACAUCAAUCAACCGCAUCAGUGUAGCCAUCAGCUCUCGUGAUUGCGAUGGUAUGGAGAAUCUACGAAAACACAAACUGUUUCCGAUUGAAGUCACGGCGGAGAAAAGUAAAGGAGAUAUCGCAACUUACCUGUCGAAAAAUCUCCAGUCAGCAGUCUUACGACGCACAUCUAAGCUUAGGCAGCAGGUUUAUGACAAAUUAAUGCAGAAAGCUGAUGGGAUGUUCUUGUGGAUAUGCCAAAGAGCGAUUGCUCUUCUAGCACAUAAUAUAGAACCAAUGCCAAAAGAGGUUCUCAUUAUAGCUGUCUCCUUGGAUGCCAAGGGGAUACCAAACCAGAAAUUAUACCAAGAACUGAACCGCAAGCCUACUAUGAUUAUUCGCUAUUGCAAUUAUUUGCUGCGCAUGAACGAAAAACUUGGAGUCUUUCAAUUCUGCCAUGAAACUGUCUUUGAAUUCUUCAGAAAAUACAAGCCAGAGAUAUACAACCACAGGAUUGCCCGAGUCUGUUUGUCUUACUUGUGCUCACUGGAUCUCCCUCGAGGUCUUUCGAAUGAUGCUACAUGGUUCAACCCGGGUAGUCUUGAGGAAAUCCUUCAGAAGGAGCCAUUUCUAUCAUUCGCAUCUUCUAACUGGGCUACCAGCCUUGGGAAGAGCUUCGUGCCUGAAGAUGGAAACAACCCAGAAAUAAGACAUUCUGGAAUUUUCAAUCUGUUGAAGAUACUUUUUGGCAAGGACGGAGCAGUCGAAGAGAGAGGUAAUUUGCAGCUAUCAUUUCAGAUACAUAUGCUCAACCUGAGAAAGAAGAUACCCAAAAACAUCACCUACAUCCACAUCAUUAGCUACUUCGCUCUUUUCAGACUGUUUGAUACUUUGAGAGAUAGAGGGUGGCUUAACCCGAAUAAAUCUGAUAUUGACGAGUUGAGGCCGAUCCACUGGGCUAUAAAGAAUGAGAGUGAUCUUGAUGGUGCUAGCCGCACUGCAAAGAAGUUGAUCGAAUAUGGCGCUGACUUCGAUGCAAAAGACAAGGAAGGUCGCAGCCCCCUGUAUUACGCGGCUUAUUACGGAAAUUUGAAAGUAAUACAGCUACUGAUAGAAAGAAAAGCUCAACUCGACUCCACAGACAAAAACAGUGAGACAGCUUUGAUUGCUGCUUGCAGAAAACACCAUGAGGCUAUUAUAAGGGUUCUCGUCGAGGCUGGAGCAGAUGUGAAGAUUAAAAGCCUUUUCGGUACUGCCCUUCACUUCAUUUCCUCUAUUGGAUGUAGCCAUUGUGCUGAAACAAUACUUAAAUAUUGCGGAAAGCUCAGGAAAAUUCGAAAUGACGGGCCAUUUGGAACUUCAAUGCAUGCUGCUGCAUUUAAUGGUCACUCAAAUCUGGUUAAGCUCUUUUGCUCAGAAGGAAUGUCUGUUCGUGUAGCAGAUAGAACAUACGGAAGCCCUGUGACAGCCGCAGUUGCGGGGCUUAACCCCGGCCUGGACCCAGCCCCUUUCGUGGAGAUCAUUCAGGAACUGAUCAGACAUGGGGUGAAUAUCAAUGACCAAAACGGUGAACUAGGACCAGCUCUUCGUAUAGCAGCAUAUCAUGGUUAUCCAAAUAUUGUGCGUCUGCUCUUAGAAAAAGGUGCCAAGGUCCGCAAAGCCACUGGUCCAAUGGGUACGGCUUAUGAUGCUGCAUCAGACCGCGGGCACGAUGAAAUCAUGAAACUUUUGUUGGGCAGUGAUCCAAAUGCUGCAGACUACGCUGGCUUAUCUGCCUCCAAAGCUCAUGAUCAGCAACAAAUCCAACGCAAAUUGUUCAAAAGCGCUGUCCAAGCAAGUAGUAUGGAUACAAUCAACAAGCUCAUUGAACAGUUUGUUAUUCUCUUUGGAAAUGAAAUCAGAAAGGGUGAAACCACAUUUCUUAAGCGGCUAGCAAAACUUGCCGAAAACGUCUUCGAAGACGUGACAACAUUGGCAACAAAGAUCCACGAUGAUUCCGAUACACCCAAGAGAAAAAGAAACUUUGGCCGCAGACAUUUUCAUCGAGACAGGCUGUUUAGCAUUUUGUGUAUGGGGUUAGCACGCAAAGAUUUCGAAGAUGAUGAUCAUGAUUCAACCUCAGCAAUGAGGCAUGCUAGUGAAGCGUCUCCCGGUUAUCGCGGAGCUGCGACUAAUUUGGCCCAAAACAGUUUUGAAAAGCACUUCCCACAAGUUCUGAAUCUACUGACUCAAGCUGCAGUGAAGAUCCUGGAGAAUGCCAUUGAGAAUAAGGAUAGAGCUGUGAUUAGGCUAACUGCCAAUACGUGGAUUGAUGGAUUGAACAACCUUGUCUCCUAUCCUAUUUUUGGCCAGUUUAUGUUGACUAAAGUGGUUCAGAGGCGUGCGGCUGAACUCAAGCAACACUUGAUCGACCCAGACUUGAGCCCAGAUGAAAGAUUUAAGAAAGCCGAGGCUCUAGCUCUUGUGGGCACUGAACUACUUUUGACAGCCGUUGGGCGCGGCCAGAAGUUCAAGCACCUGUCCCUUGUUAUUUCUAAGCUUUGGAUCAAGGCUAUUAAUGAUGUCGAGAGCCUGGGUGAAGCAGGGAAGGCAUCAAUAAAAGAGUUCAUACGAGCUUUUGUGGAGCGGUUCUCAGAAGCAGUCACAAACAAAGAUCAAAUCAACGCCGAAACAUGUACAAAGGCUGGGAUAGAGAUCAUGAGAGCAGUAUCCAUUGAUAAGAAUGAGACAUUGCUGGAGAAUUUGAGCAAUGAGUGGGUGAUACAAUGGGCUAUGGCUAUUGAAAAAAAUAUGGAAUAUGUAGUCAAAGAGCCGAUCCAUCAAAUGUUGAAAGAUUACCAAGCAUGCUUAAAGGACAACAAGUACAACGAAGGUAUUGGUCUCGCAAUUACAGGUAUUGCAGUUCUUCGCUCGGCUUUCAAGCAAAAAGAAAGCCCAGCAGCAUUGGUACUCCAGCCUUUCAUCGAAGAUGGCUUUGAAUUGACGCAAAAAUUUCUUGCACGGUGUGAUACACCUACUGCUGCGGAAAAUUUGAAGUCAUUCCCGGUUGAGAUUCAGGAUCUAAGAGCUUUGCUUAACUCCAUUAUCAGCUUGCUUGCGAUAGAAGAGAUACAGCACCACCGCUUAUCAGUGAGGCCUUUGGUUUCGCAGAUUCUUGAUCUCGCACAAGUUACUGUAGACUAUCGCUCCCAAGAACUUUCUCAAGCUUUUACCCAGUGCGUUGAAGAGGCCGAUCAAAUCUUCUUUCCCCUUGAGCAAGAUGAGCGACUCCUUCAGAUUGGUAGAGCAGUUUUUUGUUUACUUGAGGUGGCGUUAUACAAGAAAGAGAAAUAUUCCAAUGUUUUGUCAAUACUGAGAGGGGCGGCUCUGAAUGGUAUGAUUAGGGUAUCGACCUUUAUCGGAAGUGGUCGAUUGGUAGAAUAUGAUGGAGUUAUUAAGUAUCUGAACCUUUAUUAA
Molecule: messenger RNA, 4059 nt
Organism: Botrytis sinoallii
Lineage: Eukaryota; Fungi; Ascomycota; Leotiomycetes; Helotiales; Sclerotiniaceae
Exons: 6
Coding region: 1-4059 (1352 amino acids)
Molecular function (GO): protein binding
Source: RefSeq, a predicted model, not a curated record